Molecule: messenger RNA, 408 nt
Organism: Lactuca saligna
Lineage: Eukaryota; Viridiplantae; Streptophyta; Magnoliopsida; Asterales; Asteraceae
Source: the annotation of a GenBank genome assembly
AUGGAGGUCAUGCCUUCGAAAUCUGGGGUUCUGAAAUUUUUAAAGAAGAUGGCUCACAGACCUCGUUAUUCUCCUGAGAUGUCUAGUAGUUCUUCUCCCAAAUCUGUUUUUCAGAUCACUCGUAAGCCCCAAAUUAUUCACAAAGGUGUUGUGAUUCGAGAAAUUCCAACUCCUGUCACUCCAACAUCCAAAAAGCGAAGGGCUAAAGACAUGGCUAAAAAUAUUACAAAGAAGAAAAAGGGAGUGAUAGUUGAAGAUGAAGACGAAGUUGUACUGGAUUCACCUAUUCAUGAUACGAUUGUUUCAUCACCAAAGAGAGAUUCUCUAAUUCAUCAAGUGAUCCAUCGAAAACAUCUACUCCUGAGAAGACUACUGUCAUACCACCCGGAGUGUCGAAUACCGAAUUAG